CAGAAAGUGUUUUUGUACCACGAUGAACUGGUCACAGCUUAUUGUAUUUGAUUGAUGGUUCAUUGUGUUGUGUAGGCCUCGACUGUACCAUUCGCUCCCGUAAACACGACCAUUACAUCAGAGCAGAUCCCGGAGCCGAUGAACGGAAACCGGACAUCAUUGUAGCGGGCGAGAGAUGCUCUGAAGCGCUUCCAUCACAAGCGCUUUAACCCCGACGCGUCUCUCGCCAUGGAGGACUGGAGCGAGUGCUUGGAUGUGGCCGUGCAGAUCGCCCAGAGAGCGGGACAGGUGGUCCAGGCGGCGGUGAAGCAGGAGAAGCGUGUGAGUAGCAAGAGCACACCUACAGACCUGGUGACAGAGGCUGACCAACAGGUAGAGGAGCUCAUCAUCUCCACGCUCAGACAGAAAUACCCCUCACACAGGUUUAUCGGUGAGGAGUCCUCUGCUGCUGGGGUGAAGUGUGAACUGACAGACAGCCCCACUUGGAUAAUAGACCCAAUAGAUGGCACGUGUAAUUUUGUGCACAGUUUCCCCAUGGUGGCAGUAAGUAUCGGAUUUGCAGUAAGGAAAGAGCUUGAGUUUGGGGUCAUAUUCCACUGCUUUGAUGGGACGCUGUACACGGCACGCAAAGGACAUGGAGCGUUUUGCAAUGGUGUGCGACUACAUGUUUCAAAAGAAAAAGAUGUGUCCAAGGCACUGAUUUUGACAGAAAUCGGUGCAAAGAGAGAUCCCACGACACUGGAUAUCUUUUUAGGAAAUAUGAAGAAAUUGUUGAGCGCACCGACUCACGGUGUGAGGAUCAUUGGGAGCUCAACACUGGCACUGUGUCAUAUAGCCAGUGGGGCGGCAGAGGGCUAUUACCAGUACGGCCUGCACUGCUGGGACAUCGCAGCGGCUGCAGUCAUCAUCAGGGAGGCAGGAGGCUGUGUUAUUGACACCACAGGUGGUCCGCUAGACCUCAUGUCCAGACGUGUGGUGGCUGCUGGCACCCGUGAGAUAGCAGACUAUGUGGUAAAACAGCUGCAGCCUAUAAACUAUGCCCGUGAUGACGUCGACCCAAGCACCCAGGCCUGAGUGACAGCGUGACCUCCGACCCCAUCCUAAGUCUUUUACCUCAGAAUGCACAGUCCUGCCACAUCUGCAGUGUCCAUUCAAUGCAAUGUUUCAUACGUUUUUAUGAUUUAAUAUUUAAAUUGUUUGUAUGCAUUCAUACUGGUCACAUCACGCAUAUGUUUCAGUUCAACUAUAUUUCUUUUUUUAUUAGCUUUUCAUUAAACACUUAAUGUACAGUUCAUGAUCUGAGUUUCAGAUGCCUUCAAAUUGCAGAUGAUGCCAAAUUCAACCAUUAUCCAUCAUAUCAGAAGCUAUUAUAAUUUCUCAAUACAUCAAAUAAAAUUGUUUUUCUUAUAAUGAAUGAUCUAACAGAUAACAGUUGACCAAAACACAGAAAUCUGAAUUUUAGUUUCCACAGUUUUUGUAUUUUUUUCUGCCUGUGUUAAUCUCAGUGAAAUUCACUUACUCCCUGUGUGUACAGUAUGAGGGUAACAAUCCUACUGUAUUACAAUUUUAAAGCAUACACAUUAAAAUGAAUGUUGUCCAGUCAUUAUUCUUCACCAUAUUCAGUUAUUUUAUGAUUGCCUUUGAAACAGAAACAUUUUUGGUUUUUGGAAGUACAAUGCAAGAAGUAAAUGCCUCCUUGUUUAAUAACACAUUCUGUGCUUUUCAUGUUUGAAUAAUGAAUGCAUCAGGACACAGUUCAUAACCCAACACUUGUAAGACCGUUGUCUCAAUAUGCUCACAUUAGAAGAAUUAAAAUACAAACGUCUUGAUUUAUUGAGUAAAUUGUGUUUGUUAAAUCAGGUGAAAAUAAAAUGUGACAUUCUGUA
Messenger RNA from Misgurnus anguillicaudatus (oriental weatherfish), 1886 nucleotides. RefSeq names its product inositol monophosphatase 2 (gene impa2). Gene Ontology annotation, biological process: phosphatidylinositol phosphate biosynthetic process; signal transduction; inositol metabolic process. The record is from RefSeq and is a predicted model, not a curated record. Gene Ontology annotation, molecular function: inositol monophosphate 1-phosphatase activity. Lineage: Eukaryota; Metazoa; Chordata; Actinopteri; Cypriniformes; Cobitidae.